GUAUAAAGUGACUCAGGCAGAGCUGUUUGCGUUGUUGUGUCGUCUGGCGGAUGAAUUGCUUUUCAGGCAGAUUGCUUGGAUCAAGAAGCUGCCGUUCUUCUGCGAACUCUCCAUCAAGGACUAUACCUGCCUGCUCAGCUCUACAUGGCAGGAGCUGAUCCUGCUCUCCUCGCUGACUGUUUACAGCAAGCAGAUCUUUGGUGACCUUGCGGACGUCACCUCCAAGUACUCUCCUUCUGACGAUGAGCUGCACAGAUUCAGUGAAGAGGGAAUGGAGGUGAUGGAGCGGUUGAUCUACCUCUUUCGCAAAUUUAACCAGUUGAAGGUCAGCAACGAGGAGUAUGCGUGUAUGAAAGCCAUUAACUUCCUAAAUCAAGACAUCAGGGGUCUGGCUAACGCGUCCCAACUGGAGCAGCUGAAUAAGCGGUAUUGGUAUGUUUGCCAGGACUUCACGGAGUACAAAUACCCACACCAGCCAAACCGUUUCCCGGAUUUAAUGAUGUGUUUGCCAGAGAUACGAUAUAUUGCAGGAAAAAUGGUGAAUGUCCCCCUGGAGCAGCUGCCUCUCCUUUUUAAGGCCGUUCUACAUUCCUGCAAGACAAGCGUGAGCAAAGAGUGAGCCCAGGUCGCCCCGGCCGGUGCCUUACGCUGUGCCUCAGGCAGGGAGCUGGCUCACCUCGGGAGAGGGGCAAA
This is a messenger RNA of Phaethon lepturus (White-tailed tropicbird), 693 nucleotides long. It is a transcript of the gene NR6A1, whose product is annotated as nuclear receptor subfamily 6, group A, member 1. The record is from RefSeq and is a predicted model, not a curated record. The annotation marks the transcript as partial. Lineage: Eukaryota; Metazoa; Chordata; Aves; Phaethontiformes; Phaethontidae. The transcript is spliced from 4 exons.